AUGGCCAUGGAAUGCUUCCAUUGCGCUGAGGCCUUGUCACCUAUCCAGAGCGGCUCUACAAAGGGAGAGCCCCGCCGGAAACGCUGGGCGGACUUGGACUCAGAUGAUGAGGAUGGAAUCUCGCACUGGGUGUCAGCGCAGCAGGGCCAACAUGAAGCACCAGAGACCUCGGCCCCUGCUGCGUGUCGGUUGCUGCGGUGGGAUCCUUUGGGCAUCUCGCAGCAGCCCCCCAUCUCGGAUGUUUCACAAGGGGUCUCAGACAUCGCGACCGGCAAAGAUGGCGAAGACAGCCAAGAUGAUGCUCCAGGGCUUCCGGACUAUGACAAAUGGUCUUCGAGCACCCGGGCCGUGUCCUGGGAGAACGGAUCGGAGACGGAUUUUAUCGAGGACAUGUCGCCUCCGGGAGCCUCCAGCCCUUCGGCACAGCCCGGUUCGAGCCCUCGUGUUCUUCUCUCCACGGUGCCGAAAGCUGGAACGCCGCAGCAAAAGGCACCAGCGGCACCAGCUGCCCCUGUCGCCCUGGCGCAGGCACCGCUUGAAACCUUUGUGCAUCCGGGAAUGACGACCCCUGCCAUGUUUGUGCCGGUGCCGGCGCCAUCGUUUGCAGUUCCGAUGGUUUUUCCACCAAUGCACAACUAUCCCGGCUACCCCAUGCUGCUGCAGGGUCCAGCCCCGCAAGCAUGGAGUGGUCUGGACAAGCAGAUCCAGGCUCAAGGCUUCUCGCCGCUUGGAAGACCUCCUUUUGGUCGCCAGCAUCGGUUUCACAAGAAAAGCAAUAGCAUGGGGGAGUUGGAAGCCGAUGGCCGCACCUUCACACACGGCAACAACAAGGGCCGUCUCAGCAUCAUCUGCGAGCGCCGGAUCCACUUUCAGGGCGUCGAGCGCUAUGCUGUGCAGUUCGUAGACGGCGAACUCUGCAGCGCGGAUGGCGUUGGCUACGUCAUCAGCUGCGAUCUCCCCUGCACGAAGAACAUUCAGAAGAUCUUCUCGGUCUUCGCAAAUCGGACCGGUCGAAUCUGCAUCCGCAUGCACGAGGAAGUGGAAAGGUGCUCGCAGCAAGUACGGCAGCUCGAGGUCGGGGACUGGCUGGAGGUCACCGCCGACUUAUGGUCUCAGACUGUGAGUUUUGCUGUUUGGCCCAAAGAUGGCUCCGAACCCUCCUGUGCUACGGUCUCCUUCCAGGAGGCCUUCAGGAAUUGCAGUGGCCGUCUCAACGGCCUGCCGCGGAAGCCGUGUGGCUAUCUGGCGGCCGUGAUCAAGCAUCCAGGGGUCCGUGUUGCCUUUGGAUCCUAG
Messenger RNA from Symbiodinium sp. CCMP2456, 1293 nucleotides. The record is from the annotation of a GenBank genome assembly. NCBI's taxonomy places the organism in Eukaryota, Dinophyceae, Suessiales, Symbiodiniaceae.